AUGACCACGGAGGUGGGCAUGGUUUGUGGUGGAGACUUGUUAACGCCCACCUGGGCCCUGCGUUUCACGGUGGCACUCACGUCGUUAGCAUCAACGUGGUUGCAAUCCCGGAGGUCCCACCCCUCACCGCGUCACCUGCUGGCGCUAGUGGGCGAGCCCCUUGGAGUAGAGAGCGGCCUGUUCAACUGCCCGUUUGUGCCGCGACAGUUGCAUUGUCGAGCAGUAAUCUCGUGUGCGCAGCUCGGGCGGGAGGAGGUGUUCUGCUGCGCGGAGGCGGUAGCAGAGGCGACGGGGGCGGCGACAGAGGAGGUGGCGACGGCGGAGGAGGAGGUGGCAACGGCGGAGGAGGAGGUGGCGACGGCGGAGGAGGAGGUGGCGACGGAGGCGGCGCGGGCCGAGGGCCUGCCCGUGCGCGUGCUCUGGCUGACGCGCGGCGUCGGCGCCGACGCCAUCCUCAGCUGGCGCUCCGAAGGCUGGCUGCGCGAGGGGCUGCGCGCGCUCGCCCCCAGCGGCCGCUUCGUGCAGAUGCGGGAGGCGGACGCCGCUUCGCAGGAGACUGUCGAAGGCUGUCCAAAUAAUAAAGUGCUCAUCCAAAUACGACCUGAAGAAAAGGACAAGGCAAUUUCGGCGCCGCAAAUAUUGAACUUGCAAGCUCUUUCACGAUUCCAGACAGUUCCUAGUGCUUCGUAUGUCAUUUACGAUAUAUAG
Molecule: messenger RNA, 708 nt
Organism: Gryllus bimaculatus (two-spotted cricket)
Lineage: Eukaryota; Metazoa; Arthropoda; Insecta; Orthoptera; Gryllidae
Source: the annotation of a GenBank genome assembly